Messenger RNA from Neoarius graeffei (lesser salmon catfish), 1091 nucleotides. It is a transcript of the gene uqcrfs1, whose product is annotated as cytochrome b-c1 complex subunit Rieske, mitochondrial. Lineage: Eukaryota; Metazoa; Chordata; Actinopteri; Siluriformes; Ariidae. Gene Ontology annotation, molecular function: quinol-cytochrome-c reductase activity; 2 iron, 2 sulfur cluster binding. Bases 54 to 875 code for a protein of 273 amino acids. The transcript is spliced from 2 exons. Gene Ontology annotation, cellular component: membrane. Gene Ontology annotation, biological process: mitochondrial electron transport, ubiquinol to cytochrome c. The record is from RefSeq and is a predicted model, not a curated record.
UUGUUUGUGAGGAGAGGAAGCCCCGCCCCUCAGCUGUACAGUGAGGAAUAAGGAUGAUGUCCGUCGCCGCGCGCGCGGGGCCGUUAUCGCCCUACUUACAGGCCACGAGCUACGCCGUUACCGGGCCGCUGAAGGCUCUCGCGCCCGCUGUGGUGAUGAAAAGUGAUCAGUUUCUGUUGGAGCGGAAGAGACCGGUCCUCUGUCGCGAGUCCCUGAGUGGACAGAGCCCCAGAACAGGGCCCGCGGUGUCCGCUAACCUGAACGUGAGUGCCGGCGUGCGUUUUGCCCACACGGACAUUAGGGUUCCCGAUUUCUCUGAUUAUCGCCGUCCUGAAGUGUUGGACCCAAAGAAGUCAUCUCAGGAGAGUGGUGAUGCGAGGAGAGCAUUUUCCUACCUGAUCACGGGUUCCGCGGCUAUCACGGGGGUCUACGCUGCCAAAACAGUCGUCACGCAGUUCGUCUCCUCCAUGAGCGCCUCGGCCGAUGUCCUGGCCCUGUCCAAGAUCGAGGUCAAGCUGUCGGACAUCCCCGAGGGCAAGAACAUGACGUUUAAGUGGAGAGGGAAGCCGUUGUUCGUGCGUCACCGCACCGAGAAGGAGAUCGCCACCGAGGCGGAAGUGGACCUGUCUCAGCUGCGUGACCCUCAGCACGACCUCGAUCGCGUCCAGAACCCCUCGUGGGUCAUCGUCAUUGGAGUGUGCACUCACUUGGGCUGUGUUCCGAUCGCCAACGCAGGUGAAUUCGGAGGGUACUACUGCCCCUGUCACGGCUCGCACUACGACGCCUCAGGCCGCAUCAGGAAGGGUCCGGCGCCACUCAACCUGGAGGUUCCUUAUUACGAAUUCCCUGAUGAGGAAACGGUGGUGGUGGGCUAAAAACACUGGGGGGGGGGGUGCGUUGUGUUUCCCACUCGCUGCUCUGUUCAUGUAGUAACUGUAAGUAAUGUACGUAGAUUUUAUUUCACACACCCACCUCACGCUGGUUAUUCUUCAGUGUUUCCUCUCAGUGAAGCUUCAGUGCUGUGUGAGAACCUUAUCUCACACACACUUCUGCUCUUCCUGUGUAAAAAUAAUAAAGAUGUAAAUAACACA